GGCGGGCCGGGACGCGCGGAGGCGGCGGCGGCGGCGGCUGCGCCUCCUCCUCCUGCUGCUGCUGCUGUAGCUGCUGCUGCACCCCAUCCCCCCACGGCGGCCGGUCCCUGCCCGCACCCGGCGUCCGUGCCCUCGUGCCCCUGUCCCCGGGCCCCGCCAUGGGCCUCACCGUGUCGGCGCUCUUUUCGCGGAUCUUCGGGAAGAAGCAGAUGCGGAUCCUCAUGGUUGGCUUGGAUGCAGCUGGCAAGACCACAAUCCUGUACAAACUGAAGUUAGGGGAGAUAGUCACCACCAUUCCCACCAUAGGCUUCAAUGUGGAGACGGUGGAGUACAGGAACAUCUGCUUCACCGUGUGGGAUGUGGGCGGCCAGGACAAGAUCCGCCCCCUGUGGCGGCAUUACUUCCAGAACACCCAGGGCCUCAUCUUCGUGGUGGACAGUAACGACCGGGAGCGGGUCCAGGAAUCUGCUGAUGAGCUCCAGAAGAUGCUUCAGGAGGACGAGCUUCGGGAUGCGGUGCUGCUGGUGUUUGCCAACAAACAGGACAUGCCCAAUGCCAUGCCCGUGAGCGAGCUGACGGACAAACUGGGGCUUCAGCACUUGCGCAGCCGCACGUGGUACGUGCAGGCCACCUGUGCCACCCAGGGCACAGGCCUGUACGACGGACUGGACUGGCUGUCCCAUGAGCUGUCGAAGCGCUAAGCUCCCGGAUGCUCAGUCCCGGACUCGUCCCCACAGAUGCGGCCUCUGCGCCUGCCCCUGCCUGCAUGUUCUCUGUCGUUGGAGCCUGGAGCCUUGCUCUCUGGACACAAAGGGGUCCCCUCUCCUGCCCAGCGGGACCCACAGAAAGGGGGCUCCCCGGGCCAAGGCCCCUUCUUCCAGAGGAAGAGCAGGGAUCCGGGUUGGCUUGUUUUUGGUUUUUUGUUGUUUGUUUUUCUUUUCCCAUUUCAGGUGUACCUCUGGGGCCAGGCAGGGAGGGCCGGGGAGGGCUCUGGGUGGUGCUAUGACGUGGCACUGGAUAUUGAGUAAUAAAUUUGCUGUGGUUUGUA
Messenger RNA from Sorex fumeus (smoky shrew), 1048 nucleotides. RefSeq names its product ADP ribosylation factor 5 (gene ARF5). The transcript is spliced from 6 exons. Bases 159 to 701 code for a protein of 180 amino acids. Gene Ontology annotation, molecular function: GTPase activity; GTP binding. The record is from RefSeq and is a predicted model, not a curated record. Lineage: Eukaryota; Metazoa; Chordata; Mammalia; Eulipotyphla; Soricidae. Gene Ontology annotation, biological process: vesicle-mediated transport; intracellular protein transport. Gene Ontology annotation, cellular component: plasma membrane; cytoplasm.